This is a messenger RNA of Lolium rigidum, 2071 nucleotides long. RefSeq names its product solute carrier family 40 member 3, chloroplastic-like. Lineage: Eukaryota; Viridiplantae; Streptophyta; Magnoliopsida; Poales; Poaceae. The record is from RefSeq and is a predicted model, not a curated record. Gene Ontology annotation, cellular component: membrane. Bases 1 to 1779 code for a protein of 592 amino acids. Gene Ontology annotation, biological process: iron ion transmembrane transport. Gene Ontology annotation, molecular function: iron ion transmembrane transporter activity. The transcript has 12 exons.
AUGCCUGCCUCCAUCUCCAUGUCCAAGAUUCUCUCGCUGCCACCCUUCUCCACGUCGCUCCGCUUCCUCCACCGUAACGCGAUACCAGUAGCCUUCGCUCGGAACCCCGGCGCCCCGCCACGGAGUUUGAGGUCAAGCAACCGCUUCGCCGGAAGCUGCCACACCGGCGCGAGCUCCGGAACUAGCCUGGCCGGUUCUGGCGGCGAGGGUGCUGCUGCCGGAGGAUACGAAGAUGGCAGCCUUCCGUUCGUCAAUCUGUCCUCGGAUAUCCUCCGGGCCGAGCUGAGCUUACUCAAGGACGAAGAGGCGCCAUCCCCUCUCCUGACCACACUGCCGUCUCUGCAGAAAGGAAACAUCAGAGAGGAGCACUUAGAAUCAACCUCAGCUUACCCAUCCGCCCUGAAUGCUCUGUACGCGGCCUGUCUUGCCGGAAACGCGACCGAGCACCUAUGGAACUUUACCUGGCCUGCCGCCAUCGCCACGCUCCAUCAGAGCCUCCUCCCUGUUGCCGUUCUCGGAUUCUUCACAAAGUUCCUAACUGGAGUGCUGGAAAUCGAUGCACAGCUCGUCGUCUUCAUUGCAGGUCCGUUGGUCGGGGACCUCGUGAGCUCUCUCCCUCAGAUUCCCGCUUACCGCUCUCUGACUGUAAUUCAGACAGUGGCGCAUUUGGUGUCAGCGGCGAUGAUCAUGCACGCUUUCACCCUCCCGAGAGCGUCCACCGCACUGGAGCUGCUCAUGCGGCCAUGGUUUGCUGUGCUGGUGGCGUCCACAGCCGUCGACAGGCUCUCCUGCGUGUCGCUUGGCAUCAUCGCAGAGCGUGAUUUCGUCGUGCAGCUCGCAGGGCUAGGCAGGCCGGUCGCGCUAGCGCAGGCGAAUGCUACGCUCAGCAGAGUCGAUCUGAUCUGCGAGACAGCAGGAGCAUCAAUCUUUGCAUUCCUGCUUUCCAGAAACGACCCGCUGACCUGCAUCAAGCUCUCUUGCCUCAUAUCGCUCUCUGCUUUGCCUGUUCAUAUUUUUCUUGUAGGAGCAAUGAAUAGAUUUGCCGAUGGCAUCUUCGAUCACCAUGAGCACAGAAGACCCCCAAACGCUGCUGCUAGUUUGGACAUCCGGAUGAUAGUGGUAGAUGCUUGGGUCACCAUCAGAAACGGCUGGACAGAGUACAUCAGCCAGCCGGUCCUCCCAGCGAGCCUCGCCUACGUGCUCGUCUGCUUCAACGUUGCUCUCGCCCCCGGUGCUCUGAUGACCACGUUCUUGAUCCAUAACGGGGUGAGCCCGCUGGUCCUUGGCGCAUUCGGCGGCUCAUCGGCACUGAUGGGGAUCCUCGCGACGUUCAUGACACCGAGCCUCGUCAAGGAGCUUGGCAUCCUCAAGGCCGGAGCGGCUGGGCUGCUCGCCCAGAGCGCGCUCCUCGGAAUGGCAGUCCUGGUCUACCUGAGCGGCUCCAUCUCUCGGCAAGGCACCCUCUUCAUCUUCCUCGGUCUGAUAGUGGCGUCGCGGCUGGGGCACAUGGCGUACAGCGUGAUCGGUCUUCAGGUGGUACAGACCGGGAACCCCAUAGGAAAGGCGAAGCUGAUCGGCGCCACAGAGAUCGCCGUUGCCAGCCUCGCAGAACUUGGGAUGAUGGCGGUGGCGGUCGCCGCUAAGGACGUCUCACGUUUCGGUGCUGUCGCCGUGCUCUCGGCCGCCGCUGUCGUUGCAGCCGCCUGCCUGUACUGUGGCUGGUUAGCCAACGCCACCCACGAGCUGAAAACGCUUUUCCGCUACGGCGAUGGCGAGUGAGCUCGGCGUACUGGCUCAAAAUGAGGAUUGUCCGUACUCACUCAGGGUUUUUCGUCUCGAAAAAUGAGUCUCGUUUUUUGCUAGAGGCUGAAACAGGCCAAGAUUAUCUUUGAAAAGGAAAGGGUAAAUACAUAGAAUCCACAUGUCAUGAUUCAUUGAACAGGAAACCAGAAACAGCAUGACUUUGCAUGCUCUGCAAGUUUGUACCAUUUUGAUAGAUAAGGUGAAUGACAUAAAUACAAUUUACCACGAGAGUACCUCUUCGCCAUGAAUCCUAUGCAGUUGAUUGCCA